AUGGCAGAACGGGCCGAUCUGGUCUUUCACAAUAAAGUGAUAAAUGGAACUGCUAUGAAACGACUUAUUAGCAGAUUAAUAGAUCAUUUCGGAAUGGGAUAUACAUCACAUAUCCUGGAUCAAGUAAAGACUUUGGGUUUCCAUCAAGCCACUGCUACAUCUAUUUCAUUAGGAAUUGAUGAUCUUUUAACAAUACCUUCUAAGGGAUGGUUAGUCCAAGACGCUGAACAACAAAGUUUUAUUUUGGAGAAACACCAUCAUUAUGGGAAUGUACACGCGGUAGAAAAAUUACGUCAAUCUAUUGAGAUAUGGUAUGCUACAAGUGAAUAUUUGAGACAAGAAAUGAAUCCUAAUUUUCGGAUGACUGAUCCCUCUAAUCCAGUCUAUCUAAUGUCUUUUUCAGGAGCAAGGGGAAAUGCAUCUCAGAUACACCAAUUAGUAGGUAUGAGAGGAUUAAUGUCAGAUCCCCAAGGACAAAUGAUUGAUUUACCCAUUCAAAGCAAUUUACGCGAGGGACUUUCUUUGACAGAAUAUAUAAUUUCCUGCUACGGAGCCCGCAAAGGAGUUGUAGAUACUGCUGUACGAACAUCAGAUGCUGGAUAUCUUACACGUAGACUUGUUGAAGUAGUUCAACACAUUAUUGUACGUAGAAGAGAUUGUGGUACUAUCCGAGGUAUUUCCGUGAGUCCUCAAAAUGGGAUGACGGAAAAGAUUUUUGUCCAAACACUAAUUGGUCGUGUAUUAGCAGACGAUAUAUAUAUCGGUCUACGAUGCAUUGCCACUCGAAAUCAAGAUAUUGGGAUUGGACUUGUCAAUCGAUUCAUAACCUUUCGAGCACAACCAAUAUAUAUUCGAACCCCCUUUACUUGCAGGAGUACAUCUUGGAUCUGUCAAUUAUGUUAUGGUCGGAGUCCCACUCAUGGCGAUCUGGUCGAAUUGGGAGAAGCCGUAGGUAUUAUUGCGGGUCAAUCAAUUGGGGAACCGGGGACUCAACUAACAUUAAGAACUUUUCAUACCGGCGGAGUAUUCACAGGCGGUACUGCAGAACAUGUACGAGCUCCUUCUAAUGGAAAAAUAAAAUUCAAUGAGGAUUUGGUUCAUCCCACACGUACCCGUCAUGGGCAUCCCGCUUUUCUAUGUUCUAUAGACUUGUAUGUAACUAUUGAGAGUCGGGAUAUUAUACAUAAUGUGACUAUUCCGCCAAAAAGUUUGAUUUUAGUUCAAAAUGAUCAAUAUGUAGAAUCAGAACAAGUGAUUGCUGAGAUUCGUGCUGGAACGUCUACUUUUCAUUUUAAAGAGAGGGUACGAAAACAUAUUUAUUCUGAAUCAGAGGGAGAAAUGCACUGGAGUACCGAUGUCUACCAUGCACCUGAAUAUACAUAUGGUAAUGUUCAUCUAUUACCAAAAACAAGUCAUUUAUGGAUAUUAGCAGGAGGUCCGUGCAGAUCCAGUAUAGUGUCUUUUUCGCUCCACAAGGAUCAAGAUCAAAUGAAUGUUUAUUCUCUUUCUGUUGAAGGAAGAUAUAUCUCUAACCCCUCAAUGACUAAUGAUCAAGUAAGACAUAAAUUGUUGGAUACUUCUGGUAAAAAAGAUAGGAAAAUUCUUGACUAUUCAAGACUUGAUCGAAUCAUAUCCAAUGGUCAUUGGAAUUUCAUAUAUCCUUCUAUUCUCCAAGAGAAUCCUGAUUUCUUGGCGAAAAAGCGAAGAAAUAGAUUCAUCAUCCCAUUACAAUAUGAUCAAGAACGAGAGAAAGAACUAAUACCCUGUUUUGGUAUUUCGAUUGAAAUACCCAUAAAUGGUAUUUUACGUAGAAAUAGUAUUCUUGCUUAUUUUGAUGAUCCACGAUACAGAAGAAGCAGUUCCGGAAUUACUAAAUAUGGGACCAUAGAGGUGGAUUCAAUCAUAAAAAAAGAAGAUUUGAUUGAGUAUCGAGGAGCAAAAGAAUUUAGUCCGAAAUACCAAACGGAAGUAGAUCAGUUUUUUUUCAUUCUCGAAGAAGUGCAUAUCUUACCGGGAUCCUCAUUAAUAAUGGUCCGGAACAAUAGUAUCAUUGGAGUAGAUACACGACUCGCUUUAAAUAUAAAUACAAGAAGCCGAGUACGCGGAUUAGUCCGAGUGGAGAGAAAAAAAAAAUAUAUUGAACUUAAAAUCUUUUCUGGAGAUAUUCAUUUUCCUGGAGAGACAGAUAAGAUAUCCAGGCACAGCGGCAUUUUUAUACCACCAGAAACGGAAAAAAAAAAUUCUAAAGAAUCAAAAAAAUGGAAAAAUUGGAUCUAUGUUCAACGGAUCACACCUACCAAGAAAAAGUAUUUUGUUUCGGUUCGACCCGUAGUCACAUAUGAAAUAUCCGAUGGGAUAAAUUUAGCAACACUUUUCCCUCGGGAUAUCUUGCAGGAAAAGGAUAAUGUCCAACUUAGAGUUGUCAAUUAUAUCCUUUAUGGAAAUGGCAAGUCAAUUCGAGGAAUUUAUCACACAAGUAUUCAAUUAGUUCGGACUUGCUUAGUAUUGAAUUGGGACCAAGAACAAAAUGGUUUUAUAGAAGAGGUUCAUGCUUCCUUUGUUGAGGUAAGGGCAAAUGAUCUAAUUCGCGAUUUCAUAAGAAUUGAGUUAGUCAAGUCCACUAUUUCGUAUACCGGAAAAAGGUAUGAUAGGGCAAGUUCCGGAUUGAUUCCCGAUAAUGGAUUAGAUCGCACCAAUAUCAAUCCCUUUUAUUCCAAGGCGAAGAUUCAAUCACUUAGCCAACAUCAAGGAACUAUUGGUACGUUGUUGAAUCGAAAUAAGGAAUGCCAAUCUUUGAUAAUUUUGUCAUCAUCCAAUUGUUCUCGAAUUGGUCCAUUCAAUAGUUCGAAAUAUAACAAUUUGACAAAAGAAUCGGAUCCCCUAAUUCCAAUUAGGGAUUCUUUAGGUCUCUUAGGCGCUAUUGUACCUAAAAUAGCGAAUUUUUAUUCAUCUUACCAUUUAAUAACUCAUAAUCAGAUCGUGUUAAAGAAAUAUUUGCUACUUGACAAUUUGAAACAGAUUUUCCAAGUACUUCAAGUACUUAAAUACUGUUUAAUAGAUGAAAAUAGGAGGAUUUAUAAUCCCGAUCCAUGCAGUAACAUCAUUUUGAACCCAUUCCAUUUGAAUUGGUGCUUUUUCCAUCAUGAUUAUUGUGAAGAGACAUCGACCAAAAUUAGCCUUGGACAAUUUAUUUGUGAAAAUGUAUGUCUAUUUAAAUACGAACCACACGUAAAAAAAUCUGGUCAAAUUUUAAUUGUUAAUGUCGACUCUUUAGUUAUAAGAUCAGCUAAGCCUUAUUUGGCUACUCCUGGAGCAACUGUUCAUGGUCAUUAUGGGAAAAUCCUUUACGAAGGAGAUACAUUAGUUACAUUUAUAUAUGAAAAAUCGAGAUCUGGUGACAUAACGCAAGGUCUUCCAAAAGUAGAACAAAUCUUAGAAGUGCGUUCGAUUGAUUCACUAUCGAUGAACCUCGAAAGGAGAGUUGAAGGUUGGAACGAACGCAUACCAAGAAUUCUUGGGAUCCCCUGGGGGUUUUUGAUUGGAGCUGAGCUAACCAUAGCCCAAAGUUGUAUCUCUUUGGUUAAUAAGAUCCAAAAGGUUUAUCGAUCCCAGGGGGUACAGAUCCAUAAUAGACAUAUAGAGAUUAUUGUACGUCAAGUAACAUCAAAAGUGUUGGUUUCAGAAGAUGGAAUGUCUAAUGUUUUUUCGCCUGGAGAAUUAAUCGGAUUGUUGCGAGCGGAACGAGCAGGGCGUGCUUUGGACGAAUCGAUCUGUUAUCGGGCAAUCUUAUUGGGAAUAACAAGAGCGUCUCUGAAUACUCAAAGUUUCAUAUCCGAAGCAAGUUUUCAAGAAACCGCUCGAGUUUUAGCAAAAGCUGCUCUACGAGGUCGUAUUGAUUGGUUGAAAGGCCUGAAAGAGAACGUUGUUCUGGGGGGGAUUAUACCUGUUGGUACCGGAUUCCAAAAAUUUGUGCACCGUUCAAGGCAAGACAAAAACAUUUAUUUGGAAAUCAAAAGAAAAAAUCUAUUCGAGUUGGAAAUGAGAGAUAUUUUGUUACACCAUAGAGAAUUAUUUUGUUCUUGCGCGACAAACAAUUUCCAUGAGACAAAUUUACAUGAGACAUCAGAACAAUCAUUUAUGCGAUUUAAUGAUUCCUAA
Ananas comosus (pineapple) is the source of this 4158-nucleotide messenger RNA. The record is from the annotation of a RefSeq genome assembly. NCBI's taxonomy places the organism in Eukaryota, Viridiplantae, Streptophyta, Magnoliopsida, Poales, Bromeliaceae.